This is a messenger RNA of Ostertagia ostertagi, 261 nucleotides long. Lineage: Eukaryota; Metazoa; Nematoda; Chromadorea; Rhabditida; Trichostrongylidae. The record is from the annotation of a GenBank genome assembly.
AUGCGCAGCUUCUUCGCCAUCUUCCUCACUCUGCUCGUCUCUGUCGUCGUCAUCUCCACGGCUAAUCCUCUGCUUUAUCGUGCUCCACAGAUGUACGACGAUAUGCAGUUCGUGAAGAGGAGUAAUGCGGAGUUGAUAAAUGGCCUUAUCGGAAUGGACCUCGGCAAACUGUCGGCAGUCGGCAAACGAUCAAACGCGGAGCUGAUCAACGGGCUGCUCGGGAUGAACCUGAACAAACUGAGCUCGGCUGGUCGACGAUGA